Molecule: messenger RNA, 1980 nt
Organism: Suncus etruscus (white-toothed pygmy shrew)
Lineage: Eukaryota; Metazoa; Chordata; Mammalia; Eulipotyphla; Soricidae
Gene: KCNJ9
Product: potassium inwardly rectifying channel subfamily J member 9
Exons: 4
Coding region: 273-1448 (391 amino acids)
Biological process (GO): regulation of monoatomic ion transmembrane transport; potassium ion import across plasma membrane
Cellular component (GO): plasma membrane
Molecular function (GO): G-protein activated inward rectifier potassium channel activity
Source: RefSeq, a predicted model, not a curated record
CCCGGAGCAGAGACGCCGCCCCACCCCACCCGUUUGCCUGCUCAGCAGGGGCAGGAGACACAGCACACACUCUGGGGCUCUGGCUCCGCACUGGGGCCAGGGGUCGGUGCCAGGGCAUGGAUGCCAACCUCCAGAGGUCCCCGCCGCUGGCCACAACCAUCUUCUCCACACAGCCAAUGGUGGGGGAAGAAAGAGGGGGUCUUCCUGCCACCCCUCAGCACCCACCCAGUGUUCCAGGAGUGAGUGAAGGUGCGAGCCUGUGAGGCCCGGCCAUGGCACGCGAGCGCACGCGGUCGCCGGGCCCCGCUGCCACUGCCCCACCACGCCGCCGAGGCCGCCAGCGCUACGUGGAAAAGGACGGACGCUGCAAUGUACAGCAGGGCAACGUGCGCGAAACCUACCGCUACCUGACAGACCUGUUCACCACGCUCGUGGACCUGCGCUGGCGCCUCAGCCUGCUGGUCUUCGUUCUGGCCUACGCGCUCACCUGGCUCUUUUUCGGGGCCAUCUGGUGGCUCAUCGCCUACGGCCGUGGCGACCUGGAGCACCUGGAGGACGCGGCGUGGACCCCGUGCGUCAACAACCUCAAUGGCUUCGUGGCCGCCUUCCUCUUCUCCAUCGAGACCGAGACCACCAUUGGCUAUGGCCACCGCGUCAUCACGGACCAGUGUCCCGAGGGCAUCGCGCUGCUGCUGCUGCAGGCCAUCCUGGGCUCCAUGGUCAACGCCUUCAUGGUGGGCUGCAUGUUCGUCAAGAUUUCGCAGCCCAACAAGCGCGCCGCCACGCUGGUGUUCUCGUCCCACGCCGUGGUGUCGCUGCGCGACGGCCGCCUGUGCCUCAUGUUCCGCGUGGGCGACCUGCGCUCCUCGCACAUCGUCGAGGCCUCCAUCCGUGCCAAGCUCAUCCGCUCGCGCCAGACGCUCGAGGGCGAGUUCAUCCCGCUGCACCAGACCGACCUCAGCGUGGGCUUUGACACGGGCGACGACCGCCUCUUUCUCGUGUCACCCCUGGUCAUCAGCCACGAGAUCGACGCGGCCAGCCCCUUCUGGGAUGCGUCCCGCGGCACGCUCGAGAGGGACGACUUCGAGAUCGUGGUCAUCCUGGAGGGCAUGGUGGAGGCCACGGGGAUGACGUGCCAAGCCCGAAGCUCCUACUUGGUGGAUGAGGUGCUGUGGGGCCACCGCUUCACAUCUGUCCUCACGCUGGAGGAUGGCUUCUACGAAGUGGACUAUGCCAGCUUCCACCAGACCUUCGAGGUGCCGACACCGUCCUGCAGUGCCCGGGAGCUGGCUGAGGCUGCUGCCCGCCUGGAUGCUCACCUCUACUGGUCCAUUCCCAGUCUGCUGGAUGAGAAGGUGGAGGAGGAGAGCCCCCAGGAGGGUGCAGGAGGCGAGGUAGAUGCUGACCAGAAGCCUGCCCCACAGAGCCAGGGUGAGAUCAAGGUGUGAGCAGGUGGCAGGGAUGCCCACAUGGGCCUGGGUGAUGGAUGCUCAGUGGGGUCCGGUGGACUGCGAGAAACCAGAGCUUGCUCCAGAGAGACAUGGCUAGAGGGAGUAGAGGCAGGGGACAGUGGGGGGCCCAAUGCAGGCACAGGGCAGGGCCUAUCUGACACACAAAAUCUUUGUGUACAUACCCCACUGAGAGUUGGCAGGGAGCGGGUUUGGGUGCCCCUUAGCACCCCAUCUUCCAGCAGCAAGGUGGCAGACACUGAGUCCUGUUCCCCUCUUCUGCCAUGAUUGGCCCCAAGCACCCCAAGGAAGCAGACAGGGGAUGUCAGCAGGGGCAUGAAUUGCUCUUCUGGGACUAAGAUCUCAGCCCCACAGAAGGAAGAAAGGUGGAAGAGAGGUCACUGGGGUACCUUAGAAUGCAGAGCUUGCUUGGGGGUCACAGUGGGGGGUCACAGUAUAUCCCCAGGACAAACACCCUAUAGGGAAAGGGCUCCCACUAUAACGGGCGAUGGGUGAUGACUGAAGGGGGAAG